This is a messenger RNA of Brassica napus (rape), 1930 nucleotides long. Its product is annotated as protein LAX PANICLE 2. The record is from RefSeq and is a predicted model, not a curated record. Lineage: Eukaryota; Viridiplantae; Streptophyta; Magnoliopsida; Brassicales; Brassicaceae. Gene Ontology annotation, biological process: multicellular organism development. The transcript has 5 exons. The coding region runs from base 483 to 1616 and encodes 377 amino acids.
UAAACAAUGACAUAUAAUCAAAAUUAACUAAAAUCAUGGAAAAUAUGACAAGUAAGCAAAUCACUUCAUAAAUAAUAGUAUAGAUAACACCAAAAUAUAUGUUUUCUUUUUGAAAAUAAAAAUUGCCUUCAAAUAAAAAUAUAUAUACUGAGAUUUUGACCUUAUAAGUUAUAAGAAGCUUUUCAUAUUAAUGUCCAUAACUCUAUAUAAUUGCAGGAUUGACCUCUCUCUCUCUCUCUCUCUCUCUCUCUCUCUCUUUCUUUCUCUCUGGAGCAAUUUAAUUUCCACAAGAUUCCAAACAAAGAGAAUUGAUAGAAAGUGAGAUUUGCAAAAUUUUAUUAUCUUCCUCCUCUAAUCCUCUCCUAUUAUUAAGGCGCAUAUACUCUAUCCAUCUAUCUCUCUCUAACUAGCUUCAUGGCUGCUUCGGUCUCCGACCAUUCAUUGACUUCUUGAUCUCUGGUCUCCAUCUAACAAAUUCUGCCAUGGUUCGUGAUGCUGAAUCCUCCACAACGCUUCUUCUUUCAUGUGGGUUUUCUAGUAGUUUCGCUUUUAUGAGGUUAUUACAAAGGGCUCAUCACUUCUCUGCCGUCUCUGAGGACGACGACAACGAAGACAUUCGCUUAGGAUCUGAUCAUCAAGUAAAAGAUAAACAUCACCAAGUUUGUAGGAGAGAUCGUAGUUUCAUGGCCGAUCAAGAAGAGCCGAGGAGUACAACUUCUAGGUUAAGCUCCAAGGAAGACGACGACAACAACAAGAAUAAUACCAUCAACAAUGAAGCGGAAGAUCAUGAGAUGAGACAAGAAGGGUGGCUCCGGUUAAGCACUGGCCACGAGGAUGAUGUUAAACUGAAUAUUGACCAUGUGCAACAACAUCAAACCGAUCCAGCGGAUAGGAGAGACUCUUUUCUAGAGCUUAAUCUUUUCUCUGGCGGUUCAAAUAGAGAAGAAGGAGUUGGUCUUACAUCAAUGUCAUCUCUCUUACAUCAUCAGCAUCAGCCAAGAGGGAUGAUGAUUAAUCCAUUGAUGUUCCCUACCAGGCCUGAUCAGGAGAUGAUUGGUUCUUGGGCGGCUGCCUUUAAAACGCCUUUUGUCCCACAAAACCUAGUGCAACCAUCAUCAUCAUCUGCUUCUUUGAUGCCGUUGCUAAGACCCUACUUUGGCCGCUCCAAUUUUCAGCAGCAGUUAAUAGGGAAUAAUAAUAAUAAUCCGGAUGCGUUGGCUGGUCCAAGCUCAAGUUUUCGAGUCAUUGAUCCUUCUAGACGACCCCAUUCCGGCGUUUGGUUCCUCCUUCAAGCUUCUCAAAACCAGACAAGAGAACCAUUCUUGCCUCAGAUCCCCAAGAGCUACUUGCGAAUCAAGGACGGGAAUAUGACUGUUCGACUAUUGAAAAAAUAUUUGGUGAAUAAGUUGCGAUUAGAGCACGAAUCCCAGGUAGAGAUAAGAUGCAGAGGGCAAGAACUGGAGCAAGUGUUGACACUACAACACGUGAGAGAUACAAUAUGGAGAGGAAGCAGAGAAAGUUCUUCUACUAUUUCACAAAACCUUACUUUGCUUCCAAAUUCAUCUACCUCUGAUCAUCUCAUGGUCCUCCAUUAUGGUAGGAGUACUCUUUCUUAAUUAUAUGUUUCUAUAAUACUUAUUCUCUAUUUUAUUAUAACACCUUAUUAUUCUCAAGAGAAAUAACUGCCCACCCUUUCUUUCAACUCAACAUCCCACCUUCUUCAACUGUUUUUCCCCUCUCUUCAUUUUUUUCGGCGACUGCUUCGAUUAUUUAUAUCAGUGGUGAGAUUUGUGGAAUGAAAGAGUUAUCUAAUUCUUUAGGAGUAUGCAUGUCCCGGUUGGUGUUUUUAUUGUUGUAUCUUCUGGGGUUGUGAGUAACAUUAACGCAUGGAAAAAAUGUAUUCGUAUUUAUAUACAAUAUUUUCAUGCUA